Striga hermonthica is the source of this 770-nucleotide messenger RNA. Lineage: Eukaryota; Viridiplantae; Streptophyta; Magnoliopsida; Lamiales; Orobanchaceae. The record is from the annotation of a GenBank genome assembly.
GAUUGCGGUUUCGCGCCCCGCGCGUCCUCCUCCCUCAGGCGUGUCACGCGCGCCUUCGACCCCAGCUGCUCUCUCGCGCGCGUGCCGCCCCGCCUUUCCGCAUGCCUCGAGGCAUAAGGCCUCGCAGACGCGUGCCUUGUCUGCGCACGACCUUUUCGUGCGCUCGCUCGUCCGGCCCAUACUGUGCACAUCGUUACCAAUCGCCUGCGUGCAUCCGCCCGUGCCUUUCACCCACACACCCGUGCACUGGCCAUUACCAUUCGCCCCGCGUGCACUAUGCUCGAGUGCUAUUUUUGCCUUGUUAUAAUUUUGCGUUUGAUUAUGUUGAUCUUUUCAAUAUUCAGAUGUCGCCUCGUAGAGAACUAGGUCAUCAGGAGGUCCCCCAGGCCACAGUAGUCGCACAAUUUCGCGACUAUCACCCAGAAAAAUUCUCCGGCCAGGGAGAUCCUUGUAUCGUGGACGAAUGGGUCCAAGGCCUUGAAAUGAUUUUCGAGGUCAUGGACUGUACAGAUCGCUAUCGUGUUUUAUGCGCACAUCUUCAGGUGACCGGUGAUGCUCGACUCUGGUGGAAUGCUUACUGGAGUAUGCGUCCUGGCGAAAAGGACGGUUGUACCUGGGACAUGUGCAAGGAGUUGAUUUGUGAGAAUUACUAUCCCACGUACUACCGAGCAGAGAUGGAGCGUCAGUUCCUGGCGCUCAAACAGGGUACUCGUUCCGUAGAUGAGUACGAGAGGGAAUUCACUAGACUCGGGGCCUUUAUUCCCGACCUA